UUAUUGAUAGCAUGUUGUAAGGCGACUUGAUUAUUUUGUAGCUUAAUGCAAUUUUUUUAUCGAACCGCAAAGUUGAAUACGUGAGCAAUAUAAAUAAAGCCGUGAAAGCAGUAGAGGGAUAUAAAAAAAUUCGGCCGACAUUGAAAAAAUAGAACAUUUUUUAAACAUUUAAUUUAUAUAUUCUGUGGAUAUAAUGAUGACGGAAAAGCUAUCUUCUGGGCGCACCAAUCUAACAAGCAAAGGAAUUAUAAAUGAUCUUCAAAUAUCUGGAAACACAAGCGACGACGACAUGGGCUGGAAGUCGAAGCUGAAGCUGCCGCCAAAGGAUAACCGUUUCAAAACCACUGAUGUGACCGAUACUCGCGGAAAUGAGUUUGAGGAAUUUUGCUUAAAAAGAGAACUGCUUAUGGGUAUUUUUGAGAAGGGUUGGGAGCGCCCUUCGCCGAUUCAAGAAGCUGCUAUUCCUAUAGCUUUAAGUGGAAAGGAUGUCUUGGCUAGAGCCAAGAACGGUACCGGAAAGACAGGAGCCUACUGUAUCCCAGUUUUAGAACAAAUAGACCCAACUAAGGACUACAUCCAAGCAUUAGUCAUGGUUCCCACCCGAGAGUUGGCGUUACAAACUUCACAGAUCUGCAUUGAAUUGGCAAAGCAUCUUGAUAUCCGCGUGAUGGUCACAACAGGAGGCACCAUUCUAAAGGAUGACAUUCUUCGUAUAUAUCAAAAAGUACAAUUAAUUAUCGCGACUCCUGGACGAAUAUUAGAUUUGAUGGAUAAGAAAGUUGCUGAUAUGUCCCAUUGCAGGAUAUUAGUUUUGGAUGAGGCCGAUAAACUUUUAUCGCUUGAUUUUCAAGGCAUGCUGGAUCAUGUUAUUUUAAAAUUACCAAAGGAUCCACAGAUCUUGCUAUUCUCUGCAACAUUUCCACUGACUGUCAAGAAUUUUAUGGAGAAGCAUAUACGCGAGCCAUACGAAAUUAACCUGAUGGAGGAGCUAACGCUUAAGGGAGUCACUCAGUACUAUGCAUUCGUACAAGAGCGCCAAAAAGUACAUUGCUUGAACACAUUGUUUUCUAAGUUGCAAAUCAAUCAGUCUAUUAUAUUCUGCAAUUCCACGCAACGUGUUGAGUUGUUAGCUAAAAAAAUAACAGAACUUGGGUAUUGUUGUUACUAUAUUCAUGCAAAAAUGGCUCAGGCGCAUAGAAACCGAGUGUUCCACGAUUUCCGGCAAGGGCUCUGCAGGAAUCUGGUGUGCUCCGAUCUGUUCACCCGAGGUAUAGACGUACAAGCCGUCAAUGUUGUCAUCAACUUUGACUUUCCUCGAAUGGCCGAGACAUACUUGCAUCGAAUUGGUCGCUCCGGACGUUUUGGUCACUUGGGUAUCGCUAUUAAUCUGAUAACCUAUGAAGAUCGGUUUGACCUGCAUCGGAUUGAAAAGGAACUUGGCACCGAAAUAAAGCCUAUUCCCAAGGUCAUUGACCCCGCCCUGUAUGUAGCAAAUGUUGGCGCUUCCGUAGGGGAUACUUGCAACAACAGUGAUCUUAAUAAUUCGGCAAAUGAGGAAGGCAAUGUGAGCAAAUAAAGAUUGAAGAAACUGUAAUACUAGCUUCUGAAGUAGAGUUUGAACAUGAAAUCAAUAAAACCGAUGAAAUAUUUCAGAAAACAAAGGUAUUAAUAAAAUAAAUCCCUGGUUCACUUGGUCGAUUUUUUGACUUUGUGGAUUGGAAAGCAAA
Messenger RNA from Drosophila bipectinata, 1727 nucleotides. It is a transcript of the gene me31B, whose product is annotated as ATP-dependent RNA helicase me31b. Gene Ontology annotation, cellular component: cytoplasmic stress granule; P-body. Lineage: Eukaryota; Metazoa; Arthropoda; Insecta; Diptera; Drosophilidae. The record is from RefSeq and is a predicted model, not a curated record. Gene Ontology annotation, biological process: negative regulation of translation; cytoplasmic stress granule assembly; P-body assembly. Gene Ontology annotation, molecular function: mRNA binding; RNA helicase activity; ATP binding.